GGCCAUCACCCUUGGCAAGAUGGCGGUGGUUGCCGGUUGUGGUGACUGUGACCAAAUCUGUUUGCGUGUGUAUUGCGGUUAGAAGCCUCUCAGCCGUCGAUACGCCCUGACGUGGAGGAGACAGGUUUGGUGCUCGAAUUGACUUGGCAAGAAGUGCUUUUCCCGAGCGCUUCUCCUGCUCCGCUCCCAUUAUAUUUCCCUUUCUGCCUAAUAAAAUGGCAACCAUGGAGAAACUGAUGAAGGCCUUUGAGUCACUAAAGUCAUUCCAGCAGGGACCGUCCAGUGAGGAGCCGGGGCAGAAACAGAAGAAAGAAUCUGCCACAACGAAAAAGGACCGUGUAACUCACUGCCUGACUAUAUGUGAAAACAUUGUUGCACAGUCUCUUAGAAACUCACCAGAAUUUCAGAAGUUAUUGGGGAUUGCUAUGGAAAUGUUUCUGCUGUGCUGUGAUGACGCGGAGUCUGAUGUCCGAAUGGUAGCAGAUGAAUGUUUAAAUAAAAUUAUUAAGCAGGCCUUAACUGACUCAAAUCUGCCUCGGUUACAACUAGAAUUGUAUAAAGAAAUUAAAAAGAAUGGCCCACCAAGGAGUUUACGGGCUGCACUUUGGCGAUUUGCUGAGCUGGCUCACCUUGUUCGUCCGCAGAAGUGUAGGCCAUACCUUGUGAACCUUCUUCCCUGUCUGGCUCGGAUCAGCAAGCGGUCAGAAGAGUCAGUGCAGGAGACACUUGCUACUGCUGUGCCAAAGAUCAUGAUGGCUCUGGGAAACUUUGCAAAUGAUAGUGAAAUCAAGAUGCUACUGAAGACCUUUAUUGGGAACCUUAAAUCAAGUUCACCAACCAUUCGUAGGACUGCAGCCAGCUCUGCAGUGAGCAUCUGUCAACAUUCGAGAAAAACCCAGUACUUCUACACUUGGUUGUUGAAUGUGCUUUUAGGUUUUAUGGUCCCUGUGGAAGAAGACCGACCCACUCCACUUAUUCUGGGAGUUAUGCUCACCUUGCGGUACCUGAUGCCCUUACUGCGGCAGCAAGUGAAGGACACUAGUCUACGAGGCAGCUUUGGUGUGACCCGGAAGGAGGCUGAAAUUUCUCCGUCCUUGGACCAGCUCGUACAGGCUUAUGAAUUGACAUUACACUACACCCAGCACAGGGAUCACAAUGUGGUGACGGCGGCUUUGGAAAUGCUGCAGCAAUUGUUCCGUACCCCUCCUCCCGAACUGCUCCGGGCCCUGACUUCUGCUGGCAGCAUUACUAAAGUUAGCAUUGCUCGUGAUGACGUCUCAAACCGUGUUCGCAGCGGCAGCAUCGUGGAACUAAUAGGCAAAAUGGUUUCCGGAGAAGAGGACGGACUUGAAGAUGAUCCGGAGACCCGGUCAGAGGUCAGCACUGCUACUUUUCCAGGUUCAAUGAACAGUGAAGUUGAUGUUCCAUCUCCUUCAGGGGUUUCAACCUUGGGGUCGACAAACCCACUUCCAGAAACUGCUGGACAUGACAUCAUCACUCAGCAGCCACGUUCUCAGCAUACUCUGCAGUCUGCAGAGUCUGUCGAUCUCAAUAGUUCAGCAACAUCAGACUUGACAGGCCUUGCAGUUGAAGGGGAGGUUGAUGAGGCACUGAGCCGAAGUUCCAGCCAGAUCAGCACCAUUCAGUCAGACACCAAUGUAGACCAGAACGAUAGGACCAAUCAGGCCAUAUCUCCGCUCAGUGAGAGCUCGCAGACCACCGAGGGCCCAGAUUCAGCUGUGACCCCGUCCGACAGUUCUGAGCUUGUACUCGACGGGACAGAUAGUCAGUAUUCGGCAAUGCAGAUUGGACAGCUUCAAGAUGAGGAGGAGGAUACGCCAAAUACUCCUGGAGAUGCACUUCUAGACAGUUUUGCAACUUCCACCCUUGCAGUAAACAAAUCUCAUUUGUUAAGUCACAUGGGCCACAGCCGGCAGUCCUCUGACAGCAGUGUUGAUCGUUUUGUCUCGAAGGAUGACUGCGUUGAGUCAGCAGAUCUUGAUACCAAGGAUGUAGGAAGCGCUAGCUAA
This is a messenger RNA of Rhincodon typus (whale shark), 2030 nucleotides long. RefSeq names its product huntingtin-like. Gene Ontology annotation, cellular component: cytoplasm; nucleus. The record is from RefSeq and is a predicted model, not a curated record. The transcript is spliced from 14 exons. The coding region runs from base 216 to 2030 and encodes 604 amino acids. NCBI's taxonomy places the organism in Eukaryota, Metazoa, Chordata, Chondrichthyes, Orectolobiformes, Rhincodontidae.